Messenger RNA from Paramormyrops kingsleyae, 1805 nucleotides. It is a transcript of the gene nansa, whose product is annotated as N-acetylneuraminic acid synthase a. NCBI's taxonomy places the organism in Eukaryota, Metazoa, Chordata, Actinopteri, Osteoglossiformes, Mormyridae. Gene Ontology annotation, biological process: carbohydrate biosynthetic process. The record is from RefSeq and is a predicted model, not a curated record. Gene Ontology annotation, molecular function: N-acylneuraminate-9-phosphate synthase activity.
GGAUGGAUGAAUACAGAAAGUUUAAAUGGAAAAUUGUGCACUGUCACUUUAAAAAGCCGGCUGACACGUGUACUAUUUUUUGUCUGCAGGGAUUGGCAUUGUAUAUUGGCAUUGAAUAUCCGCCAGUAAACAUAUACUUUAGACCCGGACCCUUUAUGGGAAACCAAGCGCGUCAGUAAAUAAGUUACACCCUCAUGCCUGGUUUACACGAAGAUCGCAGCAGUUAUAGUUAAAUAGCGUUUACGGCGCUGGGUGACGUCGGCUGUUUUUUGCCGGACGUAGUCAGUAGGCGCCCUGCUUCCUGUUCCCGGUGCUGCCUGUCAUACGCCUCCCGUUCGCCUCCCGCAGGUCCGGACACUAUUUAGUUUUACGAGAUGCCGCUUAAGUUCGAGUUGUGUCCCGGCAGGAUGAUCGGGGGCAGCAACCCCUGCUUCAUCAUCGCCGAGAUCGGGCAGAACCACCAGGGGGACAUCGAGAUAGCGAAGAAAAUGAUCCGAAUGGCCAAGGACUGCGGGGCGGACUGUGCCAAAUUUCAGAAGAGUGAGCUUGACUUCAAGUUCAACAAACGCGCCUUGGAGCGUCCCUACACCUCCAAGCAUUCAUGGGGCAAGACGUACGGGGAGCACAAGCGCCACCUGGAGUUCAGCCACGAGCAGUACAGGGAGCUGCAGAAGUAUGCCGAAGAGGUUGGGAUAUUCUUCACUGCCUCGGGGAUGGAUGAGAUGGCUGUGGAAUUCCUCCACGAGCUCAACGUGCCAUUUUUCAAGGUUGGUUCAGGAGACACCAACAAUUUUGUCUACUUGGAGAAGACGGCGCAGAAAGGUCGCCCCAUGGUGGUAUCCAGCGGCAUGCAGUCCAUGGAGACCAUGCGGCGCGUUUACCAGACCGUCAAGCAGCACAACUCGAACUUCUGCAUCCUGCAGUGCACCAGCGCCUACCCACUGGAACCCGAGGACGUCAACUUGCGCGUCAUCACGGAGUACCAGAAGGAAUUUCCAGACAUCCCUAUUGGUUACUCUGGCCACGAGGGCGGGAUCAGUAUAUCGGUGGCAGCUGUAGCUCUGGGGGCCAAAGUCCUAGAGCGUCACGUGACUUUGGACAAGAGCUGGAAGGGCAACGACCACGAGGCGUCGCUGGAGCCGGCGGAGCUGGCGGAAUUGGUGCGGACCGUGCGCAUGGUGGAACGCGCCCUGGGCUCGGGCCUCAAACAGAUGCUGCCGUGCGAGAAGCCCUGCCACGACAAGCUGGGGAAGUCAGUGGUGGCCAAGGUGCCCAUCGCCAAAGGCUCGGUCCUCAGCUUGGACAUGCUGACGGUGAAGGUGGCUGAGCCCAAGGGCGUGGCGCCCGAGGACAUCUUCCAGCUGGUGGGAAAGAAGGUCACCGAGGACGUGGAGGAAGACGCCAGCGUCACUGAGGACGUGGUCGACAGCUACGGCAAGAAGAACAAGUCCUGAGCAGGUGACUGUUGGGGCCCAUGGCUGAGAUAUGACUGUCCUGCAAGGAUUCGGUCCUGGAAGAUCUCUAUUUCCAUUUCAUAACCAAGGGAGCCUUCUGAACUUCGCAGCCAAGCUGGAGAGUUAACUGAUGAAGAUUUAGCAUUAAUCACAUGAGGGUUCACAGUACUGCACUGAUUGCACUGAAUGGUUAUGGGGAUUUGUACCUUGAAAAUGAACAGCACUUGUCAGAUGAUUUCUGUAAACAUAUCGGCGCUCCAUGUGUGUACUGGGUGGUUCCAGCAAGUUCUGUUAUUACCCAGACGCUGGAGAGUUUUGCCAAAAAGGGGAAUAAAAAUCAGUUACAGAGGA